AUGAUGGCGGAGCAGGUGAAAUGCGCCUCGGCGGGGGGCGGCUCCGGAGCAGGCUCGGGGCCGGUGGUGAACGCGGAGCUGGAGGUGAAGAAGCUGCAGGAGCUGGUGCGCAAACUGGAGAAGCAGAACGAGCAGCUGCGUAGCCGGGCGGCCACUGCGGCCGCCGCCCCGCACCUGCUGCUGCUACCGCCGCCGCCGCCCUCCGCGCCGCCCCCAGCCGGGGCCUGCAGCCCGUUGGGUCCACGGAGCCCCCCGGCCGCUGCGACCUCCACCACUGCCCCGGGGGGUCUAGGCCCUGCGUUCCCGGGAACCUACUGCCUCCCCAGCCCUGCGCCCUCCCUGCUCUGCAGCCUGGCACAGCCUUCGGAGGCGCCCUUCGUCUACUUCAAGCCGGCGGCGAGCUUCUUUGGCCCGGGCAGCGGCAGCUCAGAGCCAGGGGGCGCGGGGACGCCUCCGGGGGAAGCCUCCGUGCCGCCCUCGCCGCCCCCCACCCUGCUAGACGAGGUGGAGCCGCUAGACCUGGAGAGCAUAGCAGCUUGGCGGGACGAGGACGACUACACCUGGUUAUACGUUGGCUCUUCAAAGACAUUCACCUCAUCAGAGAAAUCCCUGAAUCCUUUGCAGUGGUGUAGACACGUCCUAGAUAACCCGACUCCUGAGAUGGAAGCAGCCAGACGUUCCCUGUGCUUUAGACUGGAGCAAGCUAGCCGAUGGCGGAGUCUCUUCUCUUCAACGGCCUCACUGGCUUUUCCUUAUAGUCCAGUUGCAAGACUCAGCCCUUAUAGCAAUGGCAUUAAUACUCCCAGCUUCUCUAAAACCUCAAAUAAAGCAAUACUAACACCUGAAAGAACAGGUUACAACUCCAGGGGCUCCCCUCUCAGUCCCCAGUCAUCUAUUGAUAGUGAGCUGAGUACUUCAGAACUGGAAGAUGAUUCCAUCUCCAUGGGAUAUAAAUUACAGGACCUCACUGAUGUUCAGAUCAUGGCUCGUCUGCAAGAAGAAAGUCUCAGGCAAGAUUAUGCAUCCACUUCAGCAUCUGUGUCGAGACAYAGUUCCAGUGUGUCGCUGAGUUCAGGAAAAAAAGGGACAUGUAGCGAUCAAGAGUAUGAUCGAUACAGUGUGGAGGAUGAAGAAGAAUUUGAUCAUUUGCCACCACCUCAGCCCCGUCUUCCAAGAUGUUCACCUUUCCAAAGAGGCAUUCCCCACUCACAGACUUUCUCCAGCAUUCGGGAUUGUAGGAAGAGCCCCAGUUCCCAGUAUUUUCCUUCAAAUAAUUACCAGCAACAACAGUAUUAUUCACCUCAAGCCCAAACUCCAGAUCAGCAACCAAAUAGGACCAAUGGAGAUAAGCUCCGAAGAAGUAUGCCUAAUCUAGCCCGGAUGCCAAGUACUACUGCUAUUAGUAGCAAUGUUAGUUCUCCAGUCACCGUGCGGAACAGUCAGAGUUUUGACUCAAGCUUGCAUGGAGCUGGAAAUGGAAUUUCAAGAAUACAAUCUUGUAUUCCAUCACCAGGACAGAUUCAACAUAGAGUCCACAGCGUGGGACAUUUCCCAGUGUCUGUCCGGCAGCCUCUUAAAGCCACAGCCUACGUGAGUCCAACUGUUCAAGGCAGCAGUAACAUGCCUUUAUCCAACGGCUUACAGUUGUAUUCCAGCACAGGAAUCCCUACCCCCAACAAAGCUGCAGCUUCUGGGAUCAUGGGCCGCAGCGCACUUCCAAGACCUUCAUUGGCAAUAAAUGGGAGUAACCUGCCUCGGAGCAAAAUUGCACAGCCUGUUAGAAGUUUCCUGCAGCCUCCAAAGCCUCUGUCUUCACUCAGCACACUGAGGGAUGGAAACUGGAGAGAUGGUUGCUACUGAUGCAGUUUUAUGUACCCUUGAAGAAUGGGAAAGAAGUGAAAAAUGAGGGUUGUGUUACCUAGCUGGCUGGGUAACGGCGGACGUUGGGAUAUUCUUUCCCUUUUGCAUUUUAACAUAUGUCCUGCGUUGUUUUUCAAUGGACCAAUCACCAGAGACUAAUUAUUGCACUUAAAUAUUUGCCUGAGAUACUGCAACAUUCUCAAACCCGUGGUUGCAGUAUUGUGACACUUAGAUCUAGGAAGUUUUUGUAGAACUGCUCUGUACCUGAAUACUUUUUGAGAGAACUGAAAUGUAUCAAUAAUGCUUUGCCAUAUGAGGUUUUUUUUUUUUAAAGUAACUUGUUCAAUUUACUUAAGUGUUCUAAACAUCUUUCCAUUACAUGUUCUGUAUUUUAAUACAUUGCAUAUUUACAACUAGGUUCUAUAACAUAUGCUUUGAAUUUUACUUUUUUAUAGUUUACAGGAAUUUUAUUUUUUGUGCCUAUUUCUUUUUACACCUAUGUGAACCACUAUGGAACAACUUAAAUUUUGUGCCAUAAAAAUAUUUUUGUGGUAAGGUACUAUUUUUUUAGCUCUAGGAAUAUAUCAGCAAAAAUACAUCAUACAAUUUGGGACACAAUUUUAUGUUGAAUGAGCACAACAUGAUCUGAAGUGUUGCAAAGAGAUAGCCAGACAGCAGAGUUAAAGCGUCUUGUCUUUUUCAUUGUUAAUUUAUUGUCGUCCAUGGAUUUCAUAUUUAUAAUGGCAUCACAAGCUCAUUGCACUUAAUACCUGCAAUGUUUGCUACUAUACCACAAUUGAUUUUUCAAUACUUUAUUACAAAAGAUGAAACUGUAAUGUUUUAUUAACAAUGCUUCUGGAAAUGAAUGCAUUUUAAAGCAAAUAAACCCUUUUGAUAGACCUUUUACAAAACCCAUUUGCACUAAUGAAUGCUUUCUUAUGGUAUAUGACUUAAUAUUUGUUACUGUGUACACUGCUGUUUUGGAAUGUUCAGAAAUAAAGACUCUAUUUCAGC
Urocitellus parryii (Arctic ground squirrel) is the source of this 2874-nucleotide messenger RNA. It is a transcript of the gene Slain1, whose product is annotated as SLAIN motif family member 1. Gene Ontology annotation, biological process: positive regulation of microtubule polymerization; cytoplasmic microtubule organization; microtubule nucleation. Gene Ontology annotation, cellular component: microtubule plus-end. The record is from RefSeq and is a predicted model, not a curated record. NCBI's taxonomy places the organism in Eukaryota, Metazoa, Chordata, Mammalia, Rodentia, Sciuridae.